CUAGCAUAAAUAAUUUCAAGAUGGCGAGUUUCACAGGUUUAAAAGCGGUGGAGAGAGCUGGUUUUAUAGCGGUAAAAAUCAUGUUUUACUUAGAGUUUUGUGUGUUUUAUAAUAUUUUGUUGAUAGAUUUUUGUUUGAUGUAUAUUUGAAUGGUAAAAUUUGCUUCUGUUGGUGUGAAAAAUGAUCAUAGUCUGAAGUUUGUUUGAUGCCACUUUGAUAUUUGUCAAAAUAUACAAAUAUAUGAUCUUUCUUUUUAGGCUCGGUCGUUCAGCACGAAUGUAGUUAAAGCGUCACAAGUUAAGGUAGUAAUGAUAUGGAUGUGCAAAAACUGUCUUUGAAAGAACUAAACUGUUAGUUCUUGCAGUACAAAUUUUUAACAGCAAGUGUUCAACACAAUAAUGACCCCCCCCCCCCGCCGCCCGGAUUUUUCAACUUAAAUUUUCCUAGGGGCAGCUUCUAAAUUUUUUAAAAAAUGGAAAAAUUUGUUAUAUAUGUUUUAUCAUGUAUGUUAAUCCACAUGCAUAAAAAAUACAUAUAGUGAAAAAAAUAAUUUCCUGUUCAGGCUCCUGUAAAGGUAUUUGGCAUUGAAGGUCGUUAUGCUCAUGCUUUGUACUCUGCGGCAGCAAAGAGUAAGCAACUUGACAAAGUUGAGACAGAACUGGAAAAGUUGCAGGUAAAAUGCUGAAAUUUCUAAAUACAAAGCUUAUGAUAGUUGUUAAAACUAUGCAUAUAUUGGCUUUUCUAGGGCUUACUGAAAACUGAUCCAAAACUCGCAGAUUUUCUGAAAGAUCCUACUCUGAACAAGGUUAAAAAGCAAAGUAAGUGAAAAUUAAACAAAUUCAAGGUAGAUUCCAGAUCCAGUUUCAUGAUACAUUUUGGAAGGGUCCAGUUUUCUAAUAAUCUUUACAGCUAAGUUUUUCUUUGUAUUUCAGAUACUUUGCAAGAUGCCUUCAAGAAAUUGAGUUUUUCAGAUCUUACUAUAAAUCUUUUUGGUAUGUCAGCUGUUAGGUGUCUCUGGUACAGUACACAAUACAACCUGUUUUGUCCACAACCAAAGUAUCUUCACUAAGAGCCGGUGUAUUGUUGUUACAGAUUUAUCAAUAAUUUUCUAUUAUUUGACCAGGUGCCCUUGCGGAAAACAAUCGACUGCCAUUAUCAGGCAAUGUUAUCAAAGCUUACUCACAGAUAAUGUCAGCUCAUCGUAAGGAAGUACCAUGUGUUGUCACAACAGCAAAGGUGAGAAAAUAGUGGCUUAACUAUUUAACAGGGUUAGCUAAUGGUCUGCAGUGACACACCCAUUUCACUUGAUGCCUAAAAUGAGUGGACAAUAUAAAAACAGGUAUAUACAGGUCAGGAAGUUUUUAAAUACUUCAAGUUGUAUCUUAUCAAUUUUAGGCUCUAGAUGCAGCAAACAUGAAAGAGCUGGAACAAUCAUUAAAAAGUUUUGUUAAACCAGAUGAGACUCUUAAAAUUGAAACAAAGGUGUGUAUAAAUAGACUGUAAAAGGGAGUUUUGUUAUUUGAAAAGGGAGUUUUCCUUUUUGAAAAUGGAGUUUUGCUAUUUGAAAAGGGAGUUCUGCUAUUUGAAAAGGGAGUUUUGCUAUUUGAAAAGGGAGUUUUGCUAUUUGAAAAGGAAGUUUUGCUAUUUGAAAAAGGAGUUUUGCUAUUGGAAAAGGGAGUUUUGCUAUUGGAAAAGGGAGUUUUGCUAUUUGAAAAGGGAGUUUUGCUAUUUGAAAAUGGAGUUUUGCUAUUGGAAAACGGAGUUUUGCUAUUUGAAAACGGAGUUUUGCUAUUUCAAACAACCGACUCUAACGUUUCUGAGUGCCAUCAGUGCAAUCAUGUUUCGUGCCAAGACAUCUCAGACACAUGAUAUACCAACUAAAUUACAGUAUUGAAUACCUUGGACUUGGAAAGGUCAUGUGGUACCAGCAAAAAAUAAGUACGCAGAUAGCAAGAGUUCCGCGUACCUACGUGGUACGUGGCUGAAAACAAAGAAGUACCAGACAGUAAUAUUGGCGUACCUCCGGUACGUAGGCCUAAGUAUGCGAAUUAUCGCACCCUGUUUUAUUACGAAAGUCACCGAACUAUGGAAUCGCAUCAAAAAUUCAUAUAUCGACCACUCCCACAAACGUCUACGACCGCGCCUACAUAGUUUUGCAUGUUUACAAUUCUAAUUUUGAACAGCCAAUCAGGUUCUUGGUAAUUGGCUGUUUAAAAUUAGAAUUGUAAACAUGCAAAACUAUGUAGGCGCGGUCGUAGACGUUUGUGGGAGUGGUCGAUAUACGAAUUUUUGAUGCGAUUCCACAGUUCGGUGACUUUCGUAAUAAAUCACCAUACAAAAUAUCAUAACCUUCAAAAUUUUCAUUUUAGAUUGAUCCAAGUAUUAUUGGUGGUAUGGUCGUGAAUAUUGCAGAUAAAUAUGUGGAUAUGUCGAUUUCAACCAAAAUUAAAAAGAUCACCAGUGCUAUGGAAGCAAAUCUGGAUUGAUCAAACACAAACAUUAUAUAUAAUUAUUAAGUUUUGUCCACCAUGCUGUGAACACUUUGCCUGUGAUAACUUUAUUGUUUUUGAGAUAAAAUAAAUUUCUUAAAAUACAAUAUGGAGCGUUAUUUUUGGGAAACGCCAAGGGUAAUGUGUGGGCCCCUUGUAU
This is a messenger RNA of Paramuricea clavata, 2649 nucleotides long. Lineage: Eukaryota; Metazoa; Cnidaria; Anthozoa; Malacalcyonacea; Plexauridae. The record is from the annotation of a GenBank genome assembly.